Messenger RNA from Sphenostylis stenocarpa, 768 nucleotides. The record is from the annotation of a GenBank genome assembly. Lineage: Eukaryota; Viridiplantae; Streptophyta; Magnoliopsida; Fabales; Fabaceae.
AUGGCGACAUCAAGAAACUAUGAGUUUGGAAGGAUGAGUGAGGCUAGUCACCCAGACUCUAUCAGAGCCGCCAUGGCUGAACUCGUCUCCACUUGCCUCUUUGUCUUUGUUGGAGAAGGCUCAGUCCUUGCUUUGAACCAAAUUUACAAGGAACCAGGAUCAUCAGCUAGUGAGUUAGUGGUGAUUGCAGUGGCUCAUGCCUUUGCUCUAUUUGCUGCUAUUGCUGCCAGCGCACAUGUGUCUGGUGGACAUGUGAACCCUGCUGUCACUUUUGGUGCUCUUCUUGGUGGAAGGAUCUCUGUCCUUAAAGCCCUUUACUACUGGGUUGCUCAAAUCCUUGGUUCUGUUGUUGCUGCUCUCUUGUUGAGGCUUGUCACUAACAACAUGAGACCAGAAGGAUUCAGUGUAUCACCAGGGGUUGGAGCAUUUCACAGUCUUUUACUUGAAAUUGCGCUUACAUUUGGUCUGAUGUACACUGUCUAUGCCACUGCUAUUGAUCCUAAGAGGGGUGCCAUUGGCACAGUUGCAUCCUUAGCCAUUGGACUCGUUGUAGGGGCAAACAUCCUUGCUGGUGGGCCCUUUGAUGGAGCAUGCAUGAACCCUGCUCGGGCUUUUGGGCCUGCGUUGGUGGGCUGGAGGUGGAACUACCACUGGAUCUUCUGGGUGGGCCCAUUAAUUGGGGCAGCCCUAGCAGCAGUCCUGUAUGAAUAUAUUAUGGUCCCAAUUGAUCCUCCUCCUCACCAACCUUUGCCUGCUGAAGAUUACUAG